This is a messenger RNA of Rana temporaria (common frog), 1971 nucleotides long. It is a transcript of the gene PROCA1, whose product is annotated as protein interacting with cyclin A1. The coding region runs from base 155 to 1582 and encodes 475 amino acids. NCBI's taxonomy places the organism in Eukaryota, Metazoa, Chordata, Amphibia, Anura, Ranidae. The transcript is spliced from 4 exons. Gene Ontology annotation, molecular function: A2-type glycerophospholipase activity. Gene Ontology annotation, biological process: arachidonate secretion; phospholipid metabolic process. The record is from RefSeq and is a predicted model, not a curated record.
AGGAGAAGUAGUGAAGAAGUUGGAUGUUGCCAGUCUAGCACCUCCUCCUCCUGCUUUUCAUUUGUGUGAAGAUCAGACCACCUCAUAAAGCCCCUGAUAAAUGCUGCAGGCUCCGGCUGCUGUCUCCUGCUUGUGGUGCUGAACUGAGUCAGCCAUGAAGGAGAUCCUGACUCUUCUACUAAGCUGCAUCACUUGUAGAGUUCUGGGGUUAGAGAGCAGCCUUCAUGUACAGGACUGUGCACUGCUCUCUGUCCAGGGACAUCACACCCACUACCAGGUAACAGAUGGCCAGGAGCUGGUGACCUCCACCUGGGGCACCAGGAGACAACUGGCAUCAUGUUCUGUGGAGCAGGAUGAAGGGACAGUCAGUUCUUUCCUUACCCAGUGCAGCAGGCAAGAUGAUGUGUUGUACAGGAGCUAUGGGGGCUUUGCUGAAGCCAGGAUGGCUUGCUUAUAUUUCCUGCAAUCAAAUCAGCCUGGAAGGAGAAUAGAAUCAAAUGAUCAACAUGCAAGAGUCAAGAGGGGCCUUACCUAUCCAGGGACCCUGUGGUGUGGAGCUGGGAAUAUUGCAGACAAAGAAACUGAUCUAGGUGAACACAGAGAAACCGACUUUUGCUGUCGGACACAUGACCACUGUGAGCACGUAAUCCACCCUUUAACAUCCAACUAUGGCCACUGGAACCUCCGUUGGCACACCCUCAGUCACUGCCAAUGUGACAACAAGUUUAAAGAUUGCCUUCGAAAAGUCAAUGAUACAGCUUCACGGGUGGUGGGGCAGGCUUUCUUUAAUGUAAUUAAGGUGCAGUGCUUUGAGUUGACCUACAAGGAGCAAUGUGCAAAAAGGACCUGGUAUGGAUGGUGUGAGACGUACGUCAAUAUGACAGUGGCUGUUCCGAAAGAGUCAGGCCUGUAUGAUUAUGGAGGAAAUCUCAUUGACAAACCAACUCUAACAAAGGAAGAAAUAGAUCCCACUAAGCCACCAUCAGCAAACCUGUCACCCGAGCCACCAACUUUGGGGCAAGUCAUUAAAGCUACUGAAGACCUGCUGAAGAUCAUGAUGACAAUAAGUCCAGGCACCUCGCCCGACCAGUCCAAAGUGGAUGAUGACACCACCACUGGAAAGAAGAAAGAUAAAAGAAAGAAGAAAGAAAGGAAAAAUAAAAAAGGAAAGGGCCUCAAAGGUAAAAGAAAAAAUCAAUCUAAAAAGGAGAACAUUGACUCUCCAGCCAAAGACAUAUUGGGUGAGAACACGGUAAAGGAUGAGAAGGCUGUGCCAGAGAACCAGCCACUUGACAUCUUGGAUGUAGAAUCUAAGCAGGAUGCAUUCAAUGAUGUCCUCAAUGAUGAGCCCAUCAAAAACAGUGAUGCAUCAAUAACACCUACAUCAAUAACCUCUACCUACAAAAAGGAAGAACUGAAAGAUAAGAUAACGUCACCUCCUCCAGUAUCUAGACCUUCCACCAGGAAACCCCAAAGGAAAAACGGGCAGGAACGAAAGGGGAGACGAGAGAGAAAGAAGAAACCGAAGACAGAAUCUUGUGGUCCUUCAAACACACAGUGCAGUGCGUUUUCUAAUCCUUAAUAUGCUAUAUUUCUGUAUACAAAUGCUGGUGAAUAGGCUAAAUUCCAGAGAAGUGUGCAGAAAUAAUGACAUUAAUCACUUUGCUGCUAAAUAUUUAGCCAUGAUCAAUACUUUUUUCUGCGUUGCAUACAAGUAAAUACGAUGUGCUGUGUAUGCGUGUGUGCGCUCCGUAACAAACUACAUUAAUGCCGAUGAGCUGGAACUGGAUUCCUGUAUGAUUUGGUGUCAAACAGUUGCAAUUUAUUCCCUGCCUUUAUUUUCUCCAAAGGAUACAUUCACACUGCAUGAUUUUACAUGUGUUACUGUUAAUUGCUAUGGAAGUAGCAAGCAGGAUUGUUUAACAUGGCUAAAAGAAUGGACAGCCGCACCUCCAAAACAAACCCUUGGGU